This is a messenger RNA of Cataglyphis hispanica, 303 nucleotides long. RefSeq names its product molybdopterin synthase sulfur carrier subunit (gene Mocs2A). Bases 1 to 303 code for a protein of 100 amino acids. Gene Ontology annotation, cellular component: cytosol. The transcript has a single exon. Gene Ontology annotation, biological process: Mo-molybdopterin cofactor biosynthetic process. NCBI's taxonomy places the organism in Eukaryota, Metazoa, Arthropoda, Insecta, Hymenoptera, Formicidae. The record is from RefSeq and is a predicted model, not a curated record.
AUGGACAUGGGUGAUGAUACGGAUAUAACCACAAAAAUACGGAUUACAGUGUUAUUUUUUGCAAAAGCACGUGAAUUAACUGGAAAUAAGGAAUGUCAAAUUUAUAUACCAAGAAAAUUAUCUUCUGCUGAUCUUCUUGACAAAAUUAUCUGUACUUUUCAAUUGGAAGCUAUACGUAAUCAGUUAAUGUUAGCUGUGAACGAGGAAUUUGUCGUUUCAAAUAGUAUUCUUGUAUUAUCAGAGAAAGACGAAAUUGCAGUUAUUCCACCACUUAGUGGAGGUUUGUGUAAUGAAUACGAUUAA